This is a messenger RNA of Theileria orientalis strain Shintoku, 1605 nucleotides long. RefSeq names its product cyclin-dependent protein kinase PHO85 homologue. Gene Ontology annotation, biological process: protein phosphorylation. Gene Ontology annotation, cellular component: nucleus; cytoplasm. Gene Ontology annotation, molecular function: ATP binding; cyclin-dependent protein serine/threonine kinase activity. The coding region runs from base 1 to 1605 and encodes 534 amino acids. The record is from RefSeq and is a predicted model, not a curated record. The transcript is spliced from 4 exons. Lineage: Eukaryota; Apicomplexa; Aconoidasida; Piroplasmida; Theileriidae.
AUGGGAUUCUCUUACAGUAUGGAUAAAAAAGAAGCAAAUAAUAUACCGGUAUCUGCCGAAAAUCUGGCAUUGGAUAAUACGUUGACCAAUGAAAACUCAACUAGUCAACCUAAAGAAGUAGAUAGUGAUUCGUUUUCUGAUGCAAGCGAUGAGUCAUCCUCUAUAUUUGGUGAUUCUACCAGUAGUGAUAAUUACUAUGACCCUAAAUGGAUAAGGCCAGAGGGUAUCCAUAAACCAGCCAACAUAACUGAAUCUAUGAAGUUUGUUAAGUUAUUAGGGAAAGGAGUUUAUGGCGAUGUCCACCUGUGUCACCCCAAGAGCGAUCCAUCGAAAUUGUUUGCAGUGAAAAGGGUGCGCCAAGCCCAUUUUCCCGUCGAUAGCAUCUUUGGGCUUGAGCAGAACACAAUAAAGGAGCUGCACGCCCUUAGAUCGCUAAAAAGACAUCAUGUUAAUAUUGUCAAACUAUUCGACUACUGCUCGACAGUCGAGUCUACGAACAAUCACUCUGAAACGUGCAUUGUUUUCUACCUUAUUUUUGAGCUUUGUGACAUGGACCUGAGUCAUUUUGUCAAAGAAAAUUCGGAAGCUUACAAGCCGCAUCACAUGGAUUUGAUCCAAUGCGCUCUAAACCACGCAAACUCUGACGAUUGUAAGAUAUAUGACCUGCUGACGUACUCACAAAACGUAUAUAUUAACGAUAAACUGAACAAUAAGACCAACCUCAAGGAUAAAAUACCGCUUCCGGCAUUGGAUGAAGACCUUGCAAAGGUCAUCAUGUAUCAGUUGUUGCAAGGGCUGUCCUUUUUACACUCAAACAGAAUAAUACACAGAGACAUAAAGCCCCAAAACAUAUUACUCAAGAAGAGUGAGGUUGGUGAAGACUCGUUUGCAACUAGAAAAUCGCCGUCUAGAUGGCAAGUGAAGAUAGCUGAUCUGGGCCUUUCCACUAUAGUCCCGCCGAGAUAUGUUGCAAAUAUGACUGAGGAGGUAGUCACUCUGCUCUAUAGGCCUCCAGAACUGCUUCUAGGUGACUGCAAGUACACGACGGCAGUUGAUAUAUGGUCAACGGCGGUCACUGUUGCUGAAUGCCUGAUCGGGAAGCCCGUGUUCAGAGGGAGGACGGAGUUCAGCGUGCUAAUGAGGAUCAUCUGCACGGUUGGGUGCUCGCCGAUCUCAGAAGUGGAUAGGUUGUCGGAAAAGCUGAAGUACCUGUCGACUCAUGGAAACCUGCAGACGAGCAUACCGCACAUUCAGAGAGACCCUUACGACAGUCUGAGGAAGGUGUUCACGGAUCACUUUGGAAGGCCGCUCAUCAGCGAGCUCGGCCUGGAUCUGAUGGUGAGGAUGCUGAGGUUCCUGCCGGAGGAAAGGAUAACUGCGAAGGAAGCACUAAAACACCCCUGGUUCAGGGGUAUAAGAAAACUACUGAAGCCCUCGGUGGUAGAAAAAUACGAAAAACUCAAAUGUGUAAUGCCCAUAGGAUACAAUGAUAUGAUGCCCUUGGCCUGCCUCGGAAAAAUCAAAAGGUUCAACAAGGCGCUGAAAAAAAGGAAAUUCGUGCACAGUAUUGGUUUUGACAGUUAUGUAGCCCAAUUUAUGGUGUAG